Molecule: messenger RNA, 1188 nt
Organism: Aspergillus nidulans FGSC A4
Lineage: Eukaryota; Fungi; Ascomycota; Eurotiomycetes; Eurotiales; Aspergillaceae
Product: short chain dehydrogenase/reductase family protein
Exons: 2
Coding region: 14-1060 (348 amino acids)
Biological process (GO): retinol metabolic process
Cellular component (GO): membrane
Molecular function (GO): all-trans-retinol dehydrogenase (NADP+) activity
Source: RefSeq, a predicted model, not a curated record
UCGCCACUUCAUCAUGGCUCCCCAAGGGUUCUGGCUCUCGCGAGAAGGAUUCACCGCAGACGUAACGGGAAAGUUCUUACAACGAACCAUCCUAAGCCCCUGGAAGACCCUCCCGCUCCUUCUCCUCGCCCACUACACCUCGAAAGGUCAAGCUACAGCCUUAAACCAUCCGAAAGCCUUCAGGGCUCUUAAAAUUCUCGCUACCUUCGCCAUCAUCCGCCGCAUAAACGCAUGGCUCAAUCAGCGCGUUCUCAACAACGGCCUCACAGACCAGUACCACUGGCACAGGGAGGUCGUCGUCCUCACGGGCGGCAGUAGCGGGAUUGGGCGACAGAUCGCGCAACUUCUCGGGAACCGCGGCAUCAAGGUCGCGAUCCUGGACAUCCAGCCUCCCCAAGACGGACAAGCCAAUCUGCCCUCGACUGUCCGCUACCACAAAUGCGAUAUCACGUCGCCUUCUGCCAUCGCCGAAGCAGCCGCUGCUAUACGCACGACAAUGGGCGAGCCCACAAUCCUCAUAAACAACGCGGGCAUUCUUAGCAGCCGCACUAUACUGGGCAGCACGGAGUCGCAGACCCGUCUGCAGUUCGAAGUCAACACGCUCUCACACUACUGGCUCGCUAAGGAGUUCCUCCCCGGAAUGAUUAAGAAUAACCACGGCAUGGUCGUUACCGUCGCCUCGCAGGCCGGAUACACUGUCACGCCGAACAUGGUCGACUACUCAGCAACUAAAGCGGCCGCGAUCGCAUUCCAUGAAGGUCUCGGUGCAGAACUAGUAACGCGGUACAAUGCGCCGCGAGUGCGCACCGUGCUCAUCACGCAGAGCUUUGUUAACACAGGACUAAUUGAUAAGUUAACUCCUGAGGAUACGUGGUUGCAUCCGCUAUUAAAUCCAGAGACGGUCGCGGAGGGCAUUGUGGAGCAGGUUCUCUCCGGGAAGAGUGGCCAUGUCCUGCUUCCCGGGUCAACGGGAUGGCUUGCGAAGUGCUUUAGGGGGUUUCCGCUUUGGUUUCAGCAUGCGAACCGCAUUAAGUUGGAGAAGUUGAUGAGAGCUGAUUAGGGUGGAGUUUGAUGGGUUGGGUUCUGGUGUUUAUACAUAAUUCAACUGCGUGAUUGUGGUGUAUUUGGUAUAGGGCUGUAUAUAGUAUACCGUUUGCGGUCUAUACUACCCGUACUUUCUUCCUUGUA